UGGGAAAUCUAAAUUACAAGCCUACAUAAUUGACGGUCCAAAAGUACGCACACAAAGAAGAGGCUUGCACACAUGUCCAAUUGAGUGGGCCCACCCAUGAAAUACAAGUCCUUGCUUAUCACACAUUUUGUCCACCUGGCUUGGGUCACCCUCCAAACAAACCCUUUCCUUGCAAGUAAAUUACAAAUAUAAUUCUGAUCAGUUGUUUUCCUCCACGUAAAUAAUGCAUGGUCCUUGAAAAAACACAGCCAUGUCUUUUAACUAGAGAGCUGAAACCUCACUCAUCUCUUUCCCCAACUUCAUGCCAGUUGAACAGAGAAAUUCAGAGUACACCUAAACUGCGCUUGGUUCAGUUCAACUUGGGGAAAUAGAUGCUCCGGGCAGAUGUAUAUUGCUCUCCGCUUUACAGUCCUCCACAAGUCAAGUUAGUGAAGGAUGGUAGCAGCUCCAGCUCAUGGCUGAUCCAAUACCGCAGUACUCGAAGGCUACCCAAGGGGGUUUCUGUAAAAGCCUUGAAAGAUGAGGCAGGCGGGGAAACGAGCGGUUUCCGUGGCCAGAGUUGGGAUCCCGGGUCAGAAAUCGAGGUUCCUUAUGAACAAAGGCCGGUGAAUGAGUACUCAUCUCUGAAGGACGGAGUUUUAUACUCGUGGGGCGAACUGGGACCUGGGCCUUUCCUCCUUCGUCUUGGAGGUUUGUGGUUGGUAACUUUCACAACUCUAGGAGUGCCUAUUGCAGCUGCAAGCUUUAAUCCAUCAAGGGAUCCUCUAAAAUUUGCGCUAGCUGCUGGAACUGGAACUCUUUUUGUUGUAUCGUUGAUCGUCUUAAGAAUUUAUCUGGGAUGGAGUUAUGUUGGUGAUCGACUACUAUCAGCAGUCAUACCUUACGAAGAGAGUGGCUGGUAUGAUGGACAAAUGUGGGUAAAGCCACCUGAGGUCUUGGCUCGUGAUAGACUAUUGGGCUCUUACAAGGUUAAACCCGUCAUCAAAUUGCUGAAACAGACUCUAGUUGGAACAGGGGCAUUACUUGUCACAGGAGUGUUGCUGUUUAUCUUUGCUACACCGGUGGAGGAUUUCAUUCACACCACAUUUGGCAUAAAAGAUAACUCAUCAAAUGUUUCCGCCUCAAAGAUCAGCACAAAGUUCAACAUAAGAAAAGAGGAGUUGCUAAAAUUGCCUACGGACGUGAGGUCUGAUGAUGAUCUAGCAGCAGCCGCUGCUGAGGCUGCUGAUGGAAGACCAGUCUACUGCAGAGAUAGGUUUUAUCGUGCAUUAGCUGGUGGGCAGUACUGCAAAUGGGAGGAUCUACUUAAGUGAUGGGCAAAAGACAAAGGAAAAGAACAAUUCAUAUGAAAUUCCAUAUCAUAAUAUACAAAAUUGUUUUACAAACUAAAGUAGUGACCUGCAUAGCAAUGCAAUAUCCAUUAAGGAAAAUCCACUAGCACUGGCAAAUACAUGGGGGGAGGGAGUGGGUAGCGUGAUAUGGUGGCAUGCCACCUUAGUCACCACCUAAUUUUAUAAAACAGAUUCUGUAAAAGCAUUUGACAAAUAGAAUUUUCUCUA
Molecule: messenger RNA, 1559 nt
Organism: Prunus avium (sweet cherry)
Lineage: Eukaryota; Viridiplantae; Streptophyta; Magnoliopsida; Rosales; Rosaceae
Gene: CGLD27
Product: DUF1230 family protein (DUF1230)
Source: RefSeq, a predicted model, not a curated record